Molecule: messenger RNA, 2774 nt
Organism: Thamnophis elegans (Western terrestrial garter snake)
Lineage: Eukaryota; Metazoa; Chordata; Lepidosauria; Squamata; Natricidae
Gene: PHLDA3
Product: pleckstrin homology like domain family A member 3
Exons: 2
Coding region: 170-682 (170 amino acids)
Biological process (GO): intrinsic apoptotic signaling pathway in response to DNA damage by p53 class mediator; positive regulation of apoptotic process; negative regulation of phosphatidylinositol 3-kinase/protein kinase B signal transduction
Cellular component (GO): plasma membrane
Molecular function (GO): phosphatidylinositol phosphate binding
Source: RefSeq, a predicted model, not a curated record
AGCAGCGAGGCGCGAGGAGCCGAGCCGGGGCUCACGCGGCAGAGGGCGGCCUUUCGCGUUCUCCCGGGGAAAGCCGGAGGAAGAGGAAACGGCAAGCUUCGGCCGGCGGAACACGCGGCCGUUUCCACGGGCAGCGCUCCUCCCGGCCGGAGCGUCCCUGGUUGCCCCCAUGGCAGCGUCGGAGAAGGUGCUGCGGGAGGGGGUGUUGGAGAAGCGCAGCGGAGGGCUGUUGCAGCUCUGGAAGAAAAAACGCUGCCUGCUGAGCGAGAAGGGGCUGCGGCUCUUCGAGGCCGGCAGCCGGGGCUCCACGCGCUGCAAGGAGCUGCCCUUCGCGCACGUCAAGGCCGUCGAGUGCGUGGAGUGGAAGCAGCGGCACAUCUACUUCACGGUGGUAACAGACGAUGGCGCCGAGAUCGACUUUCGCUGCCCGCAGGAGGAUCCCAGCUGGUACGCCGACAUCACUCUGGCGCUGGUGCGCUUCCAGAACCAGCAAGCGGUGCAGAUCGUGCGCGCCAGGCACAGCUGCAGGGCGGCACUUCAACAAGGGUCAACUCCAACCAGCCAGAUUCUGGUGAAUGGGUCUAAGAAAUCCGACUCUCAGCUCAACGUGGAGAGGGUGGAGGAAUUUAUAGCGGUGACUUCACCUGCUGGUGGACCAAAGGCAAUUUCUAGCUGCAACUGAACGAAAACCUCUACUUUCUUUGGUGGGGGCAUCUCUGCUGCAAAGUGACAUAAUGCCUGCCAAAUAUGUAUCACAACAAUGGUUAGAAACAGCUUUUGUUUUUCUCCUCUGUUUUUGCUAUGAUACUUAAGAACUUGGUCUCGAUAAGGCAUUGAGUAAGUUUCCUAUUAGACUGACAGUUUGCUUUCUACUAUCAACACCUACUGUGAUUUAGGAGACAGAUGCAGCAGCUAUGAUAAAAAGGAAUCAUUCCAUCAUUCAGUGUGCCACCAGCCAGAUGCUGAGUGAACAGUGCUGGAAUAAGAUGAACUCUGUGAGUGAGGAACGUACAUGUUAUUGAAUCUGAGCAUGUCAGACAUGCUAUGGCACUAAUCUGGUUAAAAAAGCAGAGAACAUCUGUCUUCAGAUAAUCAGGUGGCUCAUCUGGAAGGCACAAUUGUGAGCCUGCCCCUCUGACCUGAGAAGUCACAGGUUAUGAGGUUAUGCUGCUGCUGGAGUAGAUGCAGAUAAUUAUUUUUUUAAAAAAUAUAAGCACCUUAAGAAGCAACUCAAUGGGAUUUGGGAAUCCUAAAACUUCUAUAAAUGAGUUGGUUAUGUGUCCCGCUGCUUUCUGCCACAAAGUUAAUGCUCACUGAACCAGCGUCCUGACAAUCCAUAACUUCAGCUCAGUGAAUUAUAUCAACAUCUAGGAUUAUCUUAGAAUUCCUAGAUACUAGGGUGCAAGCCUCAAGAUAAGAAUUCAUACACAAGACUGAAGGCUUCUUUAUUUCAGUCUUUCAAAGACUGAGCUAUGCCACCAUCUUUUUCUUCCACUGUCCCAUGACUUGUUUGCUUACUUUGGGACAUGGGGAAAAAGCAGAAAAUAGAACGGCAAGCGCUUGCAUUGCCUUUGAAAACAUAAUUAUGAAUCCAACAUGGAACUGGGAAUGUCCUUAUCCCUUCUGGUAAGACGAUGGAGAGUGGGUGCACACUCAUGUACCCAAGAGACCAUUUUACCCUUACUCAGGAGUUAUGCCUAACAAAUAAAGCAGUGUGAAAUAGGAGUAUGCACUGUCCCCAAUAUUACUAUUGCUGCUUUCUCAUUCCCAUUUUAUCAUCCUUGUGGAAAUUCCCUGUUCUUUUGCGGAGCCUGAUAAUUUCCUAAUGUUCAAAUGACUGGUUGCUCCUUUUCAGUUUUUCUAAUCAACAUCCAAAACCACAAGGGGUGGGGGAGAUCUGGAAUAGGUCUACUGUAUUUAUGACCCUUACCUUGCUUGUCUUGAUCUCUUCAGACCAAAUGAUUAAAAAGGGCUUCUGCUCCAGAGUGGAAGGGACCUGACAUGGGAAAACUAGUAGUAUAAUUAUUAAUAACAUUUCAAGAAAAAUCAAUGCGCACAAGUUGCCUUGCUUUUGAAACAUGCUUUUAAAAUCAUUCUUUCCUAGCUAAUGUAUGCUCAUUUCUUUGUAAUUAUGCAGAUUUAUACCAAUUAGGAGCAUUGGUAUAAAAAUGACUAUGAUCUUAACCACAUGAAAGCCAGAGGAAAAUUAGGAAAAGUUUGUCAUAGAAAGUUUGGUCAUUAACUUGAAUGUGAAAGACAUUUCCUACAUUUAAUUUGAUAUCUAUUGAUCAUGACAUUCACAGUCUAAAAAUCUGGAUCUGUACAUUGUCUGGAUCUUGCAUAAUGUCUGUAGAAUCAUGAUGAAAAUACUGUUCUGUUGUGUCAAUCACUCAAUUGCCUCUGCUUCUCUUUAGUCCAUGUUGGUGGGAUUCCAUGUUAUCAAUAUCCACUGCUCCUUCUGUCUCUGGGCAUCACAGCCCAAGUUUAAAUAAUGUUGAUCAGCUGUAAUGAGCAAUUACAGCUCAUUACAACAUUUAUAAAUCUGCUUCUAACAAACUGUACCCCCCAAAAAAUAUUUGAUAAAAUUAUUAAAGAUACCUUCGCUUUAAGUACAAUGACAAUAAAGAUUAUACUUAUACUUAAUAUGAAAGUGGGUACCCUGCUGAUUGCGUUAGGAGUUUUAGAUUCUAUAAUUGAAUAAAUGUAAUUUAUUCAAAAAGUAAAAAGUAGAACAUUUUCCUGUUCAAAAAGUAAUUCACCAGAAUGUUGAAAUA